GUGUGUGCAGGGGUGGGCCGCAGCACCCCAGAUGUGCCCAAAACUGAGCCAGCACCCCCUGCUCCACCCGGAAAGAGGCCCCCGAAGCCCCGCCCACGAGCGGGCGCGCUCUCCAGGGCUGAGUCCCAGGGGCCGCCCGUGGCCGCCGUGUCACGUGACCUGGACCGUGACGUAGGAGGAAGGAGACGCCAUUAGAGGGAGGCGGAGAAGGGGGACGCUGUUCGCUUUCCCGGGGUGCCUGACGUGGUGGCAGGGGCCCUCCAUUCGCGGACUUUCCGUGGGCCCUUGCAGGCCUCGCCCCAGAGGCGGGAGGGGAGACGCGCCCGGGCGUGGCUGGGCGAGUGCUGAGGGGCCUGCGCGGGCCGCGGCGGGGAAGGUGCUGCGGUGACCGCGGGGAGCUGAGCGCGGCUUUCGGCCCCGGCGGCGGCGGCGGGGAAGCGACGGAAUGGCUGCGGCCGGCAGCGGGGCGGCGGCAGCGGGCCGAGCCUACUCUUUCAAGGUGGUCCUGCUGGGGGAAGGCUGCGUGGGGAAGACGUCGCUGGUGCUGCGCUACUGCGAGAACAAGUUCAACGACAAGCACAUCACCACCCUGCAGGCAUCAUUCUUAACAAAGAAGUUAAAUAUUGGUGGAAAGAGAGUAAAUCUUGCUAUAUGGGACACAGCAGGUCAAGAGAGAUUCCACGCAUUGGGUCCAAUUUACUACAGAGAUUCAAAUGGAGCUAUUUUAGUUUAUGAUAUAACAGACGAAGAUUCUUUUCAGAAGGUAAAAAAUUGGGUCAAGGAAUUACGAAAAAUGUUGGGAAAUGAAAUCUGUUUAUGUAUAGUAGGUAAUAAAAUAGACUUGGAAAAAGAGAGACAUGUUUCCAUUCAAGAAGCAGAAUCGUAUGCAGAAUCUGUGGGAGCAAAACAUUAUCACACUUCAGCCAAACAGAACAAAGGAAUUGAGGAACUCUUUCUUGACCUUUGUAAAAGAAUGAUAGAAACAGCACAAGUGGAUGAGAGGGCUAAAGGCAAUGGCUCCAGUCAACCAGGUGGUACAAGGCGAGGUGUACAGAUUAUUGAUGAUGAACCUCAAGCCCAGAGCACUGGAGGAGGAUGCUGUACUUCUGGAUAACUGUUCACACCUAAGAAAUUAAAACAACAACAAAACAAACAAACAAAAAACUGUGGAUCAUUGCCCUCAACAUGAAGACUGCCAUGUUCCAAGUCACAUUAUUUUACCAUGGAAUUAUAGAAUUAACAGUAUUUUAAAUUACGUUUAUAACACUGCAGAGACCUUAAGUGCUAAACUUAGUGAAGUUUGUGACCAGAGAAUUGGCAUUUUUCUACAAAUGUUAACAAAGCAAUUACCAAUGGCCUUUUUACAUAUUUUUCUUUAAUAAGGAACAAUAAUGCAUGUAGAAAAGACCUACUUAAAGGCUUCAUUUAUAUUCUUUUAAAUCAAAUCUUUAUUUAAUAACUUAUAUAUGUUGUUGGAAUGGUAUACAUUUUUGCAGCCCUUUGUAUUUUGUGGUAGUUUUAAUUGUAUCACUUCUAAACAGCAAACUGUUUUUGUUUUUUGUUUGUUUGUUUUUUAAUUAGCAGAUACCUGAAAUACUAUUUUUGCAGGGUUUGCACAGGCCCCUAACUGUCUACUACUUUGAUAUAAUCUAUACACAUCCUGUAUGCUCAGCUGGUAAAAUACAUUGUAAAUUACACAUUAAACAUUUUAUCUGCUUUUUCAAAUGCCAGGUGCAAAAAUAUAUACAGUAGUCUGACUGAUGACUAUAAAAUGAGUUAACAUUUGGUGGUAACUCCUAACUUCUUUUGACUGAUAUAAAGAUCAUAGCUCCCCUUCACUUUUGUCUUAACAUGAAAGUGACGUGUUUAAAUUUUCACAUAUUACUUGAAUUAUUGCUGUUGUCACAUUUUUGCCUCUGUAAGUCCAUUUGAUGAACACAGCAGCACUUGCCUUUGCUAUUUUUGUUUGGAGGUUAUUUUGUUGUUUUUGUUUUUUUUGAUAAGAGAUGACUUCCAAUUUUACUCUAGAAUGGUUACCUUAGAUCUACCUUAGUGGAGCAUGCUGGGUUUCACUUCUGCAAUGACUUCAGUUUUUUGUUUUUUUUUUUAGGUUUUAUGUGAGAUGGGUUCAGUAAUGUGACAGGAGAAGGUGUCCCAGAGAGCAGCCACUCACCAAGACUCAUUCAUACAGCUUGUCAGUUUAUGCUCCCGAUAUGGCACUUUUCAAUCCUUCCUGAGCAAGCUGUAUUUGUUCAUUGUUUGCCAGAGAUGAACACAGAAAUAAGUGGUUUUUUGUUUGUUUGUUUGUUUGUUUUUUUAAGUUAACUUCCUGAGUUUCUGUGAAGGGAAACAUUUCAUGUAAUACAGUUAUGGUGAACACUGGAAAAAUUUAUUAGAAGAUUCUAUUCUUGUAUACUUUGUAAAUUAGUCUCAUUAGGCUUCCCUCUGCCCCCCCCCCCCCCAAGCAUUGGACAACUUAGAUCUGUUAAUAGAAUCAGGCACUGCUCACAGAAAAAUCACAAAUUGUGGAAAUUAACAUAUAUUGUUCUUGUUCUAAUAUAUAUAUUUUUCCAUUUCUGUCAUGCUUGGAAAACUAGUAAAUGUUAUGUCUAAGAUAAAAUGAAGUGGUCCCUGGAUUUACUCUUGAAGCAUUAUUAUGCAAUAAAACUGUUAAUAUGAGCAACUAAGAGGAUAUAGAGAGAUUAUAGUUACUAAGGUAGCACUACCAUAUCUUAAGUUAAUAGUUUAAAUUUUCCCACAUGGGUUUAAAAUUAAUGAAUUGACACAUGCUAUAAUGUUAAGAAUUUAUCUUAAAAGUAUUAAGUGUUCUGUGAGCCUGCACUUUACCUUUGAUUGUCCUUGCCUAUUCAACACACUGACUUCUCUUGUAUUUGUUGGAGUGGUGUGGGCCGGGAAGAGUUGGGGAAAUAAGCUAAAAUUGUCUUUUAUGGGAUGUCCAUUCUCUGUGUAGUCUUGGCUUUCUGGAAGUGUGUGUGUGCGGGGGCUUGGGGAGAGAGGCAAGGAGAACCAUGAUUACAUGUGCAGGAAAAAUUAGUUUUGCCUUCCUGCUUCUUUCUGAGGUAGUAAAGAAAAGCUUUUGCCAUUUAUUUCUUCUAUUGUAAGGGGAGGGGAACUCCAUUGGGGCUAAAUUUAUUUUUUUUAAUUAGAACUCAAAUUGAUCUUUAUUAAUAAAGAAAAAAGCAUAAGACCUGUUAGUUGGAAACCUAUACUAGCAAUUUUGAAACUUAUUAUUAAUUAUAUAAAAUCCACAUAGGAGCCUUUGUUCCGGAGUGGUCAGAUAAAUUUUGGUGGAGUAUAGCCACUUUCAGUAUUUAAACUUUAUUUUUCUCUUAGCUUUGUGUAUCUUUGUAUUUUGAGAUUAUUUAUUAACAUGAAUGAGAAGGAAAGAGAACCAGAGCAUUACUCUGGUACAUGCAGUGCCAAGGAUUGAACUUGGGGCCUCAUUAUUUUAAGUCUGACACUCUAAUUGCUGCUACCUCCUAAGCCUAUGUAUCUUUCUUAACCUGUAAUUUAAAUUACUUCAGUGACAGCAGUAGAUAUCUGUUCUUGCACUGAAGCCUAAAGGUCUCUAGGUCUCAAGGUAGAAAGGUAAUGAAAAGUAGUAAGUUGCAAUAUGUGUACAAGGGAAAGAUUAAAAAAAAAUGGUAAGCCAUUGCUAAGGGAAAGUUUUGGAUACUUUUCUCAACUUUUUUUUUUUUUUUGCCAGAGCCCUGCUCAGCUCUGGCUUGUGGUGUAGGGGAUUGAACCUGGGACUCUGGAGCAUCAGGCAUGGAAGUCUCUUUGUAUAACCAUUAUGCUAUCUACCCCCACCCCCAACUCUUUAAUCUUUAUUCUUCUCAUAAUUGUGCUAUUAUGGAGACACAAGUUAAUUUUAUUUUAUAUUAAAGGUAAUAGGUAGAACCAACAUUUUUAAACUAGUAAAUGUAUACAGAUGAUAUAUAUAUAGUUAAAAAGUAGUUUAAGAUAGUGAUUAAAAAGCUAUAAUCUUUUAUUAUGUUAAAAUAUGCAAUCAUUUCUGUAAUGGUGAUAGGUGUUCUACUUGUUUUGCUUUGUGAUUAUAGGGGGUUAUUGUACACAGUAUAUAUUGCAACAAUUUUGGGGUGAACAGUAAUAUGAAAAAAUGCAUCAUUGUGUGAAGUAUGACUGUUCCAGUUUGUUCUGGAGAUAUCUUGAAAAUACUCAAGUUAAAUCUUGUAAGUUAACUACUAAGGGUUGCUUUUUAGUUGGCAAGUAAGAAAGAAGAGUCAUUUUACUUUUAGAUUUACAGUAGGAAAAAUUGAGAAGAAAGAAGUUAGUAAGGACUAAGUGAAAAUUACCAACAUCCAAGGUUUGGGAGAUAGCAUAAUGGUUAUUCAAAAAGACUUACUUGCCCAAGGCGCCAAAGAUCCCACUGAAUUUCUAGCACCAUCAUAAGCCAGAGUUGAGCAGUGCUCUGAUGGAAGUAAGGAAAGUUCGCUGGCUGGUUGUUUAUGUCUUGACAAAAUUCUAAAUAAUUUUGAAAAGUACGUAAUUUAAUCCAAUAGUUUCUCAACCAACUUAUGCAUUGUGCCAUAUAUUUAAACAUUUUAAGUUAUAAAUGGCCAUACUAUUUAUUUCUUUUAAUUGUAGUUUUCUGUCUUAACGUUUGUUACCUGUAAUCUAGAUCAUUGAUCUUAUACUAUCUUCAUAGAAUAGAGGUUACCCUUAUAACUAGUACUUAACAUUAUCUCUUGCAGUGGUUUGAUCUGUGCCUUUACAUUUUGAAUUUUUUUCCCUUCUAUUUUGUCACUAUAGUUUUAAUUUUUUUCUUCAUAGUACUUGACAAAGAGGAAAUACUUAAGCAGCCAGGGUGCUCUGACUUCUUGCUCAGCUCUCUCCUCUCAUAAAAUAAACAAAUUAAUUUUUUUAUUAUUAUCUUUAUUUAUUGGAUAAAAACUGCCAGCAAUCAAGAGGGAAGGAGGAGAUAGACAGACACCUGCAGCCCUGCUUCACCACUUGAAAAGCUUUCCCUCUGCAGAUGGGGGCCAGGGGCUCUAACCCUGGUCCUUUCGCACUGUAAAAUGUCGCUCAACCAGGUGCACCACCACCCGGCCCCAUAAAUUAAUUUUUUAAAAGACAAAAUACUUAAUUUGUAACUAAGAUGUCAAAAUCUAAAAAAAAAAAAAUACAAAAAAGGGUGUUGACAGUAGUGUAUGAAAAUAGAGACUGGAUAAAUCCUUAUGCAUUUUUUGCUAAAUUAAAAAAAAACUACGUUACCUAGGUUUUAGUAUUUAGAAGAUGGGACUCAAUGAAUAUACACACUUAUUUGAUUCAUAAUAAGCAUUGAUUCUAGUUGAUUUUGCUGUCAUAUAUAUGUAUAUAUUUUUUCCCUGCCUCCAGGGCUAUUGCUGGGGCUCGGUGCUUGCACUAGGAAUCAUUUGCCCUUGUUGUUAUUGUUAUUGCUGUUGUUGGGUAGGACAGAAAGAAAUCGAGAGAGGAGGGGAGACACAGCAGGGGAGAGAAAGACACUGCAGACCUGCUUCACUGCCUGUGAAGCGACUCCCCUGAAGGCGGGGAGCCGGGGCUUGAACUGGGAUCCUUAUGCCGGUCCUUGCACUUUGCGCCACCUGCGCUUACCCCGCUGCGCUACCUCCUGACUCCUGCUGUUAUAUAAUUUUAAUCAAAUAUAACGGAGUUAUGGACCAAAUUUCAUGUUUAUAUGACUUUGGCCAUUCUCUUCACAAGGAAUAAAACCAGUUAAGAGUUUUGAGCUAAUAUUUCUAAGUAUAUUCCAGUACUAACCAUAUUAAAAAAUAUAUGCAUACUAUUAAUCAGUUUCCAAUUUCAAGCAAAAGUACUUGUAAACAGGUUCACUUUAAUAGUCUUCUGGCAGUACUUGUGCUAAUCCAAGGUCUUUGUCUUUUUUUUUUUCUAAAAAGCUUGAGUGUAUAUUUAAACCAUCUUAUGUGGUACUUAACCAAACAUUUUUCAUUUGCAUUUCAUUACCUAAAAAUAAACUACAGAAAAAAGA
Molecule: messenger RNA, 6010 nt
Organism: Erinaceus europaeus (western European hedgehog)
Lineage: Eukaryota; Metazoa; Chordata; Mammalia; Eulipotyphla; Erinaceidae
Gene: RAB21
Product: RAB21, member RAS oncogene family
Exons: 7
Coding region: 446-1114 (222 amino acids)
Biological process (GO): Rab protein signal transduction
Molecular function (GO): GTP binding; GTPase activity
Source: RefSeq, a predicted model, not a curated record